Phymastichus coffea is the source of this 2216-nucleotide messenger RNA. Its product is annotated as gastrulation defective protein 1 homolog. NCBI's taxonomy places the organism in Eukaryota, Metazoa, Arthropoda, Insecta, Hymenoptera, Eulophidae. Gene Ontology annotation, biological process: regulation of DNA double-strand break processing. Gene Ontology annotation, molecular function: protein binding. Gene Ontology annotation, cellular component: nucleus; site of double-strand break. The coding region runs from base 106 to 2181 and encodes 691 amino acids. The record is from RefSeq and is a predicted model, not a curated record. The transcript has 2 exons.
AAACAAACAAGUGUUCGGGAUGCAAAUAAUAUAAAAUAAUGAAAAAUUUUAUUAAAUAACUUAGUAUAUUAUUUUAUAAAUAGACUUGAGCUACUCAAUAUAAACAUGAGUAAUAUGAAUAACAAACCACCAGGUAAUAUUGGUUUUGGUAAAAUAAAUUUUAAGUUAAAUACAAAACCAGUCAAUUGUAUUCCUAAAAAAAAGAAUAUUGAUGACACAACUGAUACAAGCACUGGGUUUGGAACAAUUAACAAAUCAAUGCUUCAAGAAAAUGUACAGAGUACAUCUAGAGGUUUUGGCAGUUUUGGUAAAACACCAAUUGAACAAAAUUCUGAAGCUAUCAUUGAAUUAAAUCCUGAGGAAGAAGAAGAAAAUAAUAAAAUAAAAACUCUCAUGGGUAUGUCAUCGUUUGGCAAGAAAGCAAGGUCUUUUGAUGUGCAAGAGAUGAUGGAAAACAUUAAAAAAACUGUUAAAAUUAAUAAACCUGACGGUAAAACUAAUUGUGAGAUCAGUCAGCCAGAAAGUAAUAGUUCAAAUGAUGACAGUGAUGAUGAUUUGAUUGGUCCACCUAUACCUGUAGAUAUUAAAGAAACAGAAAAGGAAAGUACAAGUGCAAAAGUGAAAAGCAAGAAAGAGGAAAACGUGGAUGAUGAAGAAGAUAGUAGCGAGGAUAGUAAUGAUGAUAGAGAGGAAGAAACAAGUUUAGUGAAUAGAAUUCCUUGUACUCACCAAGUAUCGAUGACUCAUGGCACAAAGGCAGUAACAGCUAUAGCAGCAGAUCCAUCUGGAGCUCGCCUAGCAUCGGGUUCAGUAGAUUAUGAUCUGUCAUUUUGGGAUUUUGGUGGAAUGGAUGCUUCUUUGAAAAGUUUUAGAACCCUUCAGCCAUGCGAGAAUCACCCCAUCAAGUGUCUUCAGUAUUCCAUGACAGGUGACAUGAUUCUUGUGCUUUCUGGAUCAGCACAGGCAAAGGUUCUGGAUAGAGAUGGUUUCGAAAAAUGUGAAACUGUGAAAGGAGAUCAGUACAUAAGUGACAUGGCCCGAACCAAGGGACACACUGCAUCCUUGAACAGCGGUUGCUGGCAUCCAUACACCAAAGAAGAGUACCUUACUUGCUCCCAGGAUAGCACCUGCAGAAUAUGGAUUCUGUACAAGCCAAAAGCGCAUAAGGCUCUGAUAAAGUGCAGAGCCGCAAACGGCGUGAAAACCGUGCCGACAAGUUGUGCCUACAGCAGGGAAGGCUCAGUCGUGGCCUGUGGCUGCUUCGACGGCUCGAUACAGAUGUGGGAUCACAGGAAGAACUUCGUAAAUCCGUCUCUGAUCAACAGGACGGCCCACGGCCAGGGCAACGAAAUUUCCAGCCUGAGCUUCUCCUACCUUAAUAACAUGCUGGCCUCGCGCAGCUGCGACGACAGCCUGAAGCUCUGGGAUCUAAGGUCGUUCAAGUCGCCUCUGCUCACGGUGACCGAUCUCUUUUCUCGCUAUGACUCGACGGACUGCAUGUUUAGUCCCGACGACUCGAUGAUCAUCACGGGCGAAUCUCUGGCCAAGGGCAAAUCCGCGGGCAAGUGUCUGUUCUACAACACCAAGACGUUCGAGCUGGUGCACGAGAUCGAAGUCACCAACUCGCACGUGAUCAAGACCCUGUGGCACCCGAAGCUCAAUCAGAUAUUUGUUGGCUGCGGCAACGGCAUCGUCAAGUGCUACUACGACAUCAAGAAAAGCUUGCGAGGCGCCAAGCUCUGUGUGGUCAAGCAAAGGUACAAGCAAAAGCAGGUAGAGAUGGUGUCGACGCAGCAGAUCAUCACGCCCCACGCGUUACCGCUGUUCCGCCAGGACCGACCCAAGUCCGUGAGGAAGCAGAUGGAAAAGGACAGGUUGGAUCCCGUCAAGUCUCGACGACCAGACCUGCCCAUCACCUCGGGGCAGGGCGGCAGAGUCGCCUCCUCCGGCGGUACGCUUAGCUCCUAUGUCAUUCGCAACCUGGGACUGAGCAAAAGGGUCGAGGACAAUCAGGAUCCUCGCGAAGCUAUUUUGAAGUACGCCGAGAUCGCCGAAAAAGAUCCUAUCUACGUUACUCCGGCUUACAAAAAGACUCAGCCGAAGCCGAUAUUUCGUACCGAUAACGACGACGACGACGACGACGUCGAUGACGAGCCCUCCGGUAAAAGGCAAAAGACUUAAAAUUAAUUUAGCCAUUGUCAUUUGUUGUAAGCCAA